AUGAUUAUGGCUGAUAAAGAAGAAUUAAGCAUCAGAUUGAAGAAGCUGCUGGUGAGAUUGAAUCUUCAUGAGGGAAAGCAGUUGGGCACUUUGGUUCAGAUCAUUCAAGAUCUUCUGUCCCUGUCCUUUACAGAUGACUGUGUUGAGCUGUUUGCAGCUAAAAAUGUCCAUGUGCCUCUGAUGCUGGUGCUGUCCUCACAUUUCAACAGCAAAGUUCAGCAGGUGGGCUGGUCUCUGAUGUGUCGUCUGAUGGAGAUCUGCCCCUCCACACUGGACAGCCUGGCUAACCCAGUGGACUAUCAGUUUUUAGCAGUGAACCAGCAGAUUCUGAAGGUGCUUUCCAUGUACCAAAAGGACUCCAAGAUGAUGAUGGUGGGCCUAAGAGCUCUGGUUCUGUUACUGAAGUCAGAUGAGAUUCUGAUGCAGGUUCUGGAUGAGGAGGAGGAGGAAUUGGAUGUGUUUCUUCUGGUUCUGGAGGCGAUGAGGUCAUUCAGUGACAGUGUGGAGGUUCAACUGCAGGGAUUUGCUUCUCUACAACUACUGCUGCAGAGAGUUUCAGAAGAUCAUUUGGUGGAGUUCAUUAAGAAGAAAGAUCAUGAGGUGGUUGUCAAUGCUCUCAGCAGCUUCAUGGACAGUGAGAAUGUAGUUCUGCAGGCUCUGAAAGUCCUCCUACCACUGGCUGAUCCAGCCAGCAAUGUAGAGAUGCUGAUGUCCAAAACAGUGAAAUGCUACAGUCUGACCUGCCGGGUCAUGGUCACGUGGCUCGACUCGGAGGCAGUACAAGAGACUGGGUGCUGUUUGUUGCUGAAAUUGACAUCAGAAAGUUACUACAAUAUUCUCGUGCUUUAUGGGGUUCAUAAAGUGGCAAUGAAAGCAUGUGUCACUUAUCCUGAGAAUGCAACGGUGCAGGUCACUGCUCUUUCCUGUCUGAGUGCACUAGCCGAGUGUAUAGUACAGAAUGAAGGAUUGGGCAGAGAUUGGGAUGAGGAGGUUGAACACAAACAGAAAUUGUUGGUAAAGAAUGAGUCCGCCCAAGCUGAGGAGACAUUGGUAUGGGUAGAGGCAUGUUACACGGCUUUACAGAAGCAUGCUGAAGACAUCAAAGUGCAGGAAGCUGCAUGUUGGGCUUUAAACAGUUUGCUGCUGUAUGGCAGAACAUCCAUCCAUGUGGAACUGGAAGGAAGGCCUCCUCUUCAUACACUCAUCAUGGCUGCAAUGCUCUUACAUUCAUCAUGUGUGGGGGUGUUACACGCUGCUUCUUGCACACUAGACACGCUAAUACAAUGCCACAGUAGGAUAAGAGCUUUGCUGCUGUCUCACGGAAUCCAUUUCAACAUCGUGGAUCUGAUGAGGAAACAUUCGAGCUCCAGCGAUGUGUGCAAAAGUGCCUGCAAACUGCUUCACACACUCUUCCAGGGAGCUAGGGCUAGUCUAGAUGAAGGAGCUCUGGUUAUUGGUCAGAUUCUGAUCACUCUAAAGACUCAUAACUUCCUUCCUGAAGUUCAGCUGGAGGGACUCCGAGCCAGUUUAGUGCUUCUGAACCCAGACAGGAGUUUAAGGGAACAUGGCAUCUCAGUGGCUGAUCCUGAUAUAAUGGACGUGUCCCUGCGGGUGCUGAAGAACCAGUGUGUACUAGAGGGAGCACACACUGUAUAUCUAGAGGCGCUUAAUAGAUUUAUCAGUAGUGCAGAGAUUCAGGAGUGUGGGCUUGGCGUUCUCUCUGCGCUAGCAGGCUGUUCUGGAGCUGUUGACCUCAUGUGCCAGCAGGGGGCGAUAGACACAGUACUGCACACACUGCAGAUGUUUCCAGAAAAACGGGAUAUUCACUACUGGGCUCUUAGUCUUCUAUUUCACCUCAUCUCCAAGAAGAAGAUUUCUCAUAUGAUGGUGCCUGUACUGACCUCAGUGCUGGUCAGCUCUGUACGGCAACACAAAGAAGACUCAGUCAUGCUCCUCAAGGGUUUUCAGGUGGUUUGGAAGCUGUUGGACAAGUGCUCAAGUACAGCAGCAGAGCUCCAGCGAGAGGGAUUUGAGAAAGAGAUCUUCCAGAUCCUGAAGGAGAGCAGUCCAGAUCGGCACAAAGAUCCAUUGCAGAGAAUCAGCUGCCUGUGCUUGUGUAAGAUGACAGCUGACAGUGACAUCACGUACAGUCUGUUAGAGAGAGCGUGUGAAGAUGGAGAUGUGGUCAUGACAGAGUGUCUGAUACAACUGGGCGCUGACAUCAACAAAAAAACAAAGACUGAUUCGCUCAUAUACCAGGUUUGUGAUCGUGGGGCUCCUCUGGCUUUGGUGGAGCUGCUGGUAUCUGCAGGGGUUAAUGAACAGCAGUUGCGUGGAGCUCUGGCUGUGUGCGUCAGGAGAGGGGAUGACCCUGCUGUCACCCUCUUACUCGCUCGUCUAGGGCUGGAUUACACCAACAGUGCCCUCUGCCUUGGGGGUUUCUGUCUCGGGCGAAUGAAAGCAAGCUGGCUCAGUGCACUACUCUCCGAGAGCAAAAACCUCAAGCCAACUAGCAACAACAUCAGUAAAGGUCAGUGUUUUGCAAGACAGAUCAUGGCGCUCCAGAGGAAGAAGGGGUUUUUGGGAGUCCCUAGAUAUGCUAGUGAUGUCAGAACAUCUGGAUAUUUGACCGAUGAGGAAAGUGACGAAUCACACAUCUCCUUAGAUGACAGCCUUGUCUUUAUGCUUGAUGAUAUGGAAAGUGACGAGAGUGAUGGAUCUCCAUGUGGACUAAUGCUUUACAGCGAUUCACCAGAACUGAGCAGGAAACCUGCUUGGAGACAACACAGUCGGCGUAGAUGGACCAAUUCAGAGGGAUGCCAUGUUGAGACUGAUCCACAUAAGAGGUUAAACUGGAACUCUCACAACUCCAGAGGGCAGGGAUUUGAAAGAUCCUCCCCCAGUCCUGUUCCUUUGGGUAUGGACAGAGGGCCCAUCCAUCUGCUGGAUCUGUCAGGGAAUGAGUUGGAUAGUCUAUCCUGUUUGAUGGACGAGAGUUCUGUUAAACAACAUAUUGAGAGUCUUCUGCAGAUCGAUCUGAGCAGCAACAGCCUGCCAGAGUUUCCCAGCGCUCUCUGUCAGAGCCUACGAAGUCUGACUCAACUUGAUCUGCAAGGUAACCAGCUGCAGUCACUUCCUGCGCAGCUCCUGGGUUUGCCUGCACUGAGCGUGCUCAAUGUAUCCCGCAACCGCAUUGGUCCACUUCUUCUGCUGGACCCGUCAGUGCGCAGCCCUACCUUACGCCAGCUCAACUUGUCCUACAACCAGAUCACUGUGUUCCCCUUUCAGUUGGGUCAGAUCAUGGACAAACUGGAGGAGGUUUCGCUGGAGGGGAAUGAAAUAUCAGAACUCUCUCUCCCACUCUGUCUGGCUGAAUUGAAAGUUUUAGAUGUCAGUAAGAAUCAAGUUAAAACGAUUUCAGAAAACUUCCUCACCGAAUGUGUCAAGAUGGAAACAUUUAAUGCCUCAUUUAACCAAAUCAAUUCACUGUGGCACCUUCCUUCAAAAAUAACCACCAUUAAAUUGUCACAGAACAGUUUUACAAGCAUUCCUGAAGUAAUUGUGAACCUGCCACAUUUGCGUUCAGUGGACAUGAGGAAUAACAGCAUAAGUGUUCUGCCAGGUCCGGAGGUCUGGCUCAGUGUGAACCUGAGAGAGCUGAUAUUCAGUCACAAUCACAUCUCUGUGCUGGACCUCAGUGGACCCGUCUACAAGUGGGCUCGACUCGAGAAACUCCUUCUGAGUGCCAACAAACUCGCUGAGAUUCCUCCUCAGAUUGGUCUUCUGGAGGACCUGAUGUCUCUAGAUGUUAGUCAGAAUGCAGCCCUGCACUCUUUUCCUGAUGAGAUGGGGAAGCUGCUCCGCUUGUGGGAUCUUCCUUUGGAUGGCCUGCAACUGCACCUUGACCUCAAACACAUCGGCAGCAAAACCAAAGACAUCAUCAGGUUCUUGCAGCAGCGUUUGAGGAAGGCCGUGCCGUAUAACCGAAUAAAGCUCAUCGUGGUGGGAAGCCCGUGCAGUGGGAAAAGCUCUCUGAUACAGCAGCUGAUGAGACUGAAGCGCUCACAGUGGAGAUGUGAUCAGCACAAUGUCGUCAUCAACAUCAGGGAUUGGACCAUCAGAAACAAAGACAAGAGGAGCAUGCUGCUCAAUGUGUGGGAGUUCUCAGGUGGUGAGGAGUGCGGUGGUCUUUACCCACAUUUCAUGAGCUCCAGAGCUCUGUAUCUGGUAUUGUAUGAUCUCAGUAAAGGACCCAGUGAACUGGACUCCAUCAAACCCUGGCUAUUCAACAUUAAAGCUAUAGCAGGCCAGUCUCCUGUGAUUGUGGUUGGCACUCAUGCGGAUGUCUGUGAAGAGCGGCACCUGCAGGAGUGUGUGCUGAAGCUGCGUGAGGAGCUGAUUUCUCAAACAGGCUUUCCAGUGAUCAGGGAGAAUCACAUACUGUGUGCCUGUGAGGACUCCGAGUCCAUCAGCAGGUUACGCAAAUCCAUCUACAGAGAGCUCUCUGGAUUCAAGAUCCAGGGUGAGCUGGUGAUGGGUCAGCUGAUUCCAGACUGUUACGUGGAGUUGGAGAAGAGAGUCCUGCAGGAGAGAUCUCGUGUUCCUUAUGAAUUUCCCGUGCUGAGACACAGCAGACUGAUGCAACUGAUACAGGAAACACACCUGCCGCUGGAGGAGGGAGAGUUAUCUCAUGCUGUACACUUCCUCAGCGAGGCUGGUGUCCUGCUGCAUUUUGAUGAUCCAGUUUUGCAGUUAAAGGAUUUGUACUUCAUUGACCCACAGUGGCUUUGUAACAUCAUCUCACAGACACUGACCCUGAGGGGUUCAGGUCAGUGGGACAGUGCUAGAGGAGUGGUACAGCGCUCCACUAUACAUACGUUUCUGGUUAAAAGCCGCUGUUUCCCUCAAGAUCACAUGACUCAAUACUUCAAACUGCUGGAGAAGUUUCAGAUCGCAUUGCCCUUUGGAGAGGACCAGUUACUCAUGCCCAGCAGUCUGUCAGAUCACAGGCCGGUGAUCGAGCUCCCUCACUGUGAAAACUCAGAGGUGGUCACUCGUCUGUAUGAGAUGCCGUACUUCCCCAUGGGCUUCUGGUCCAGACAGAUCAGUCGUCUGCUGGAGGUGUCAUCAUUCAUGCUCUACGGCAGAGAGAAAGCAUUGAGACCAAACCGGAUCUACUGGAGGAAAGGCAUUUAUCUGAAUUGGUCUGCUGAAGCUUACUGUCUGGUAGAGGCCUCGUCUCUGGAGGAGAACCCUGCCAGCUUCAUCAAGAUUACCGUCCCCUGUUCCCGCAAAGGUCAUGUGUUGUUGGGGCAGGUGGUGGAUCACAUAGACUCUCUUCUGGAGGAAUGGUUUCCAGGCCUCCUCACUACUGACGUCCUUGGCUCUGGAGAAACACUGCUGAAGAAAUGGGCUCUGUUCAGCUUUAGUGAUGGAAGACACUGCCAGAAGAUGCUGCUGGAAGAUCUGCUGUCCAACAUCAGUGCAGAUGGUUUGCUGGUCAAUCCAGAAGACCCUAGCUGUUCUCUGCCUAUCUCUCAGAUCUGUCCAGACCUGGUGCUGCAUGACCAGCCCUCCAGCACCAUACUGGAUCCUGAGGAGCUGGAGAUGGAGCUCUCCAAAGAGUAUCUGCUGGGUGGUGGAGGAUUUGGGUCUGUAUAUAAAGCUGUGUACAAUAAUGAGGAAGUUGCUGUGAAGAUUUUCAACAAACAUGCAUCUGCGCUUUAUGUUCACAGACUGAUGCGACAGGAACUGGCAGUGCUCGGCAGACUACGUCACCCCAGUCUGGUGGGCUUGUUGGCCGCUGGCUGUAACCCGCACAUUCUGGUGAUGGAACUGGCUCCUUGCGGCUCUCUGGACUCCGUAUUUGAGUGCGAGAACGGCAGUCUCAGCCGAAAACUACAGCACAGAAUAGCUCUGCAUGUGGCAGAUGGUCUCAGAUAUUUGCACUCCUCUAUGAUUGUCUAUCGGGAUCUGAAGCCACACAACAUUCUGUUGUUUAACCUGAAAACAGACUCUGAGGUCAUCGCUAAGAUCACAGACUAUGGCAUAGCACAAUACUGCUGCAGUAUGGGUGUCCGCAGCUCAGAAGGAACACCAGGGUUUAGAGCGCCUGAGGUUGCUCGAGGAAAUGUCAUCUAUAACGUCCAGGCUGAUGUGUAUUCUUUUGGUCUGCUGCUGUAUGACCUUUUGACUUAUGGUUAGAGGAUAUCUGAUGGGAUGAAGUUUCCCAGUGAAUUUGAUGAGGUGGCUGUACAGGGGAGACUACCAGAUCCAGUGAAUGAUUAUGGCUGUUCUCAAUGGCCGGGGUUUGAGUCUCUCAUGAGGGACUGUUUGAGAGAAAAUCCCCAGGACAGACCCACAUCUGCUGAGGUGUUUGACCGUCUGAAUCGUGCAGAGAUGUUGUGUCUGAUGCGAAAGCUGAAGUUGUCGAGUUUACCGGGCGAGUGUCUCGCCGUUUCUAACGCAGGUGGAGGUGUGAACGGAGGACGAGAUGUUUGUGUGUGGAUCGGGGGCGGCAGCAGCAGUCAGAAGCUGGGCUGUGUAACAUCACUGGAUCUGGAGACAGGGAAGAGCUUGAGCCACGAGAUUGACAGCAGUCCUGUCCUGUGUGUGGUGACGGCCAGAGCUCCUGGGUCAGACUGUGAUUGGUUAGUUGCUGGUACUGAGUCUGGUUCACUCAUCGUCAUGGAUACAUGUAGCGCAGAGAUUGUGCACUGUCUGAAGAGUGUGAAGAACUCUGUGACAUCACUGUACUUCUACACGGAUUUACAGCACAGAUGUUUAAAGAGUUACCUACUGGUGGGGACAGCAGAUGGAACAAUAGUCAUUUAUGAGGAUUCAGUCUUGAAGGUGAAUAAUGGAGAUCCAGUGAAAUCACUGCAGGUUGGAGAUGUGAACACUCCAUUGAUGUGUGUCGGCCCCUCGAGUCACUCUCAGGAGCGCAGAGCUCUGUGGGCCGGCUGUGGUACCCAGGUGAUAUCACUUACAGUGGAGGAUGGCAUCUGUAGGAGUAUAGACACAAAACCCAAACAACUCUUCCCGCAGCAGGGUCGUGUCAGCAGUGAUGCGUGUAUAUCACAGUUAGCAGUGGAUAAACACUUGUAUGUGAGUAAAACAGGAGGCCACAGUGUGGAGGUCUGGGACAAGAAAACAGAGAGGAUGGUGAACGUAAUCAACUGCGCACAGUUACUCAGUUUAGGUUCAACCAGAAAGGCCGAAGUCCAGAGUGAGGACACAUCCAGAAAGAUAGAGUCAUCUUGGGUGACUGUGAAAGCUCUUUUGGUGCAGCACAGUGGUACUCUGUGGAUUGGGACGAGAUCUGGACACAUGCUGUUAGUGGAGAUGUCCAGCUGUCAGCUACUCCAGUCCAUCAGCUCUCACUGCCACUCCAUUCACUGCAUGAGCUCUGUGCUGCUAGAGACACUAAACCGCAAGAACGUUAUUCUGGUGUUGGGAAGCCAACAACACAUUCCACAAGACCAAACCCAAUCACAAUCAGUUGAGGAUUCAGUGUUGAUUGUGUGGAACAGUUCACUUCCUCUAGAGGUCAAAGAUCUAAAUAAACAUUGUCAGCAACGAGACAACAUCAACAGAAUGAGAGACACACUCCACGACUGACCUUCCUGUCUGCCUGGGCAUCAUUUCCUGUCAUGUACUGUACAUCAUCUCGGACACAUGUAAAAUAACUUGUUAGAAGUUUCUUUAUAUUAUAUUCUGUUAAAAGGGACCUGUGUAAAAAUACCGUUUGGGUGAAAUAACAAGGGAAUCUAUAUUAUAUGUAGCUGAGCAUUAGUAUAUUUAUAUUAGGGAUGUGCCUGAAGCUGAAUACCGUAUUCAGAAAGUCACGAAAAAUGACUUCAAAACAAAUAUUGGAUUCAUCCGAAAAAAAUAAAAUAAAUAUUUGUUGACUGAUUAUCCAAGAAGCACAAGGAUAAAGCGAAAUUUCAGAUAAACGUAUCCAAAAUUACAACAAAUGUAUAUAUCUGUGCAGACAAGAUUUCUGAAGUGUAAACCUUAUGAAUGAAAAUAUGCAAGGUGUGAUUUCAGAUCGGAUGGGGCGGUCUCGACUCAGUUUGCGGUCUCUAUUAAUUGUGCGCGUUUGGAGCUUAUCAAGUGUAACUUUUACUGAGAUCAUGUACAGUUUCCACUUCUUGCAGUGUUUAUGUUAAUGUAUCACACGAUUCACACGUGAUUCUCGUGCAUUUAUUUAUUGCCUAAACCUGAGCUAAAGUGAUGAUUUCACAUCAGAGUUGACAACAUUUAUAUUCACAUCAGUUAUUAAGGUUAUUAACUGGUUAAGACUUUAUUCCGAAAAAAAGUUAAAAUGCUCCAUAAAGGUUUAAAUAAUGUAUUCAUCUAUCAGGAAUAUUCCUGCUCAUGUAAAAUGAAGAAACUGAAACAUGCUCCAUCUUUUAUUCUUCUUUUUCCUCUUUAAACUGUACUAAAUUUGAGAAUUUCAAGUUUUCUUAAAGCUCUGCAAAAGGCACUAUAUAAAUGUAACAUCAUUAUUAUCGUUAUUAUUUAAUUAAAUAAUGGUGUCCCAUUAUGGGAUUUUAAAAACUUUUUCAAACUCCUCUUAGACUGUUUGUCCGAUCGGCAUGCAAUUUGGUAUACAUCAUCUACAGACCCUCCUUACAAAAAUUUGUCAAAAGAAUUUCAAAACGUCAAAUCUGUACGAAGAUAUUAACGAUAAAACUCCUUUGGUUUAAUGCGAUUUGAGUAAUUGAUCAAUAUCUACUCAUUGCAAACUCCAAAUGUAACCAAACUAGGUGCACAUAGUCAACGGGACGAUUAGAUGUCAGCAUAGUUUCAUACUAUUCCCCCCCUAGGGGAGCGACAACUAAAACAUUUUCAGAACUUUGCAGCUGUUCGAGCAACAAAGUUCAAAUUAAAUAUGCAUCUUCUUCGGUUCAAAUUCUAACAUAUUCUUAAAGAAUUUAUUAGACAAAUUAACAAAAAUGUUCGCCACCGGCCAGUCAAAUUUCAGCACCUUAUAACUCGUAUUGGGAUUGGCUGAGGGUUAUGGAAAUUACACAAGCAGGGUGUCAACUCGAAGCCGCAUAUAACAUUUUGUGACAAUCGGCCACGCAGUGGCAGUAUAAUUAGCUCAUUUGUGUUUUUGCUCAUAACUCUGGAACCGUAUAGACGACAAAACAAAUGUUUAGCUUCUCUGAAUUCACCAGUGCCCCACAAUGAUAUGGUCACUUGGAUUUCCAUUUCCACAAGAAUUGUUUUUUAAAAUUUCAGGUUUAUUCGAGAAACAUACUUCUUCGAAGUCAUGCUAGGCCGUUUGCCCAAUUCUCACAAAACGUGGUAUAUAUCAUCUACAGAUCCUCCUGACAAAAAUUUGUCAAAAGAAUUUUAAUGUGUCAAAUCAUUCCAGAGAUGUAAGCAAAUAUGUUUUGGGCAUGGCCUAUAAUGACUAAUUAGCCUGUAUCUUGUGAACAAUUUUCAGACUUAACAAAAUGUAGCAAACACUUUGAGGUAACAUGCCGAGCUUUGUUUAUUUUUAAUGCUGGGAGUGCUAUAACUUAAUAAAAGUCUAUUUUUUCAACUGUGCAGAAAACAGGUGAAAUGUCACCAAAAUAGCCGUCACAGCAUCCAGAGGAUCUUUUCUGUCAAAUUUGAUUAUUUUGGUCAUCUUGCCAUAUGUGCUUGGCCCCCGACAAUAGUUGCUUGUGGCAAUAUUUUUUAUUAUUAUUAUUAUAUGUAUGUGAGGGACUUAAUGGGCAUCAAGUUAAGGGGCAGCAACUUUCUGAAAGACAUCUUCAUACUCCCUGCACUGCCAGAUACACAAACAAAUUCUGUUAUAAAUAUCAGGAGCACUAAUAAAGUCAUUUAUGCUAUGAUUUAUUCACGAGGGAAUUGUUUAAAGAAAUCAUAUAAUCUAAAUAUAUAUAUAUAUAUAAAAGGACUCUUAGCUGGACCUUGAGUAAUCUAAAUAUGUCAGAACUGUAAGCUGUUAGUUACACUACACACUGUGCCUACAUUAUGUAUGUUUUAGUGAUAUACUGUUCUGUCAUCCUCUAUUAAGCCAUUAUGACAAUGUAAUGCCAAUGAUUAAAGUUUCCAGUGUAUUACUUUGUAAAAUUAAGCACAAGAAUAUAGCUGAAAAAAGGCCUUCUUAAAAGAAAAUGCAGCUUUUCAUAAAAAAUUACAUUGUACAUUUUCAUGUGUUACUGUUACUCUUUCUGCUGUGGGAAUGCAAUUAUUGAUUUAUUUAUGUUUGUCAGUGGUGUACCAAGUAUGUUUUUAACAAAGAGUUGUUAUAUUUUUGGCAAAUAUAAAUUU
Xyrauchen texanus (razorback sucker) is the source of this 10293-nucleotide messenger RNA. RefSeq names its product leucine-rich repeat serine/threonine-protein kinase 2-like. Lineage: Eukaryota; Metazoa; Chordata; Actinopteri; Cypriniformes; Catostomidae. Gene Ontology annotation, molecular function: ATP binding; protein binding; protein kinase activity. The record is from RefSeq and is a predicted model, not a curated record. The transcript is spliced from 51 exons. Gene Ontology annotation, biological process: protein phosphorylation.